This is a messenger RNA of Lactuca saligna, 820 nucleotides long. The record is from the annotation of a GenBank genome assembly. NCBI's taxonomy places the organism in Eukaryota, Viridiplantae, Streptophyta, Magnoliopsida, Asterales, Asteraceae.
AUGUUGAAGCCUCCGCAAUCUGGAUGUCGAGCUAGUACACCCGACGUACUUCUAGCCUUCGAUUAUGUUUUUGACUUCAAAAAAACAGAUAACGACUUCAUCUCCUCAGGACUAACAAGACUAACAUCAGGCAUGACUUUGGCGGUGGUUAUUCUUUUGAUAUGGCUCUCUGCACUGCUCCGAUCCUGGUGGGAGUCAUUGUAUAGCCAUUGUUGUUGGCACAGGAGGUUCUCAUAUAUAUUACAUGCAUUCAAAAUGGCCCAACCCAAAGCAUUUAUUGUUUUUGCAUUACAAAAGGUUCACUGCUAUUAUGGUUCGUUAUUGAGCUGGAUGUCCAGUAGUGAUGGAUUAGCUCAAGAAGGAAUGAAGUUGUUUGACACUGGAAUAAUCCCUGAGGUUGUAACAUACAACAAGGCACUUGUGAAAGGGUUCUGCCAUGCUGCAGGGGCACUGGUGAUUGAGAGGGAGUGACCACUUGAAAACAUCAAUUUCAAAUUUUCAAAGCCAAAUUGCCACUUCCAAAACCAAGUUCAUUUGCUCCGGUGAAAAUCACAUUGAUCUUUCAAACAACUCAAAUUAUGUUUCUGCCUCUAAAUUUUGUCCAGGAAAUAGCGAAAGCUCUACGAGUUUGCCUUAUUCCUAUAAUACCAACAUACUUAUAGUUUUUAACCAUAAUAGGAACGUACUUUAUAGGUAUGAAUUUGUAACAAUUUGUAUGUAUUUUGCUUCUUUGCGUAAAGAAACAUUUGUAGAAUGCUAUUAUUAGCAAAGUACCAAUCGAAAUGCAUUAUGUUUACACAAUCAAAAAAGAAAACCUCUC